This is a messenger RNA of Scomber japonicus (chub mackerel), 2784 nucleotides long. It is a transcript of the gene fbxo22, whose product is annotated as F-box protein 22. Gene Ontology annotation, molecular function: protein binding. Gene Ontology annotation, biological process: positive regulation of proteasomal ubiquitin-dependent protein catabolic process; regulation of skeletal muscle fiber development; protein polyubiquitination. The coding region runs from base 51 to 1202 and encodes 383 amino acids. The transcript has 7 exons. Lineage: Eukaryota; Metazoa; Chordata; Actinopteri; Scombriformes; Scombridae. The record is from RefSeq and is a predicted model, not a curated record.
GUUCGCAGCUGGGCAGCCGUACUAGGAAACCCACGACCAGAGAGCGAAAUAUGUGUGAAAAUUCGGUUUUUGACAUGUCUUUACAAGACAGCAAAGCUGCGUAUGUGCUCAGCAAUGUCGCUGAAGUGGUUGAGCGGAUUCUCACCUUCGUACCGACCAAAUCACUUCUACGGAUCGCAAGUGUGUGCAGGCUGUGGAGGAACUGUGCCCGCAGGGUGCUGAGGACUCAGCAGCAGCUGACCUGGGUGUCAGCCAGUGGGUUUUCCAACAGUGAGGUUCAUGCUCUCUGCAGCAUCUUGGCCGAGGAGGUGGAGAAAGUAUUUCUCCUGCCCAAAACCGUUCUAGCAAUGGUAGACUGUGAGACCUUCUGGGGAGCUUAUUGCAACAGGCAAAAUAAAGCAAAGAAGAGUCGCAACAGUCCAGACACUGAAGAAAUAAACCUGCUUUUCCCGAAAGGCUGUGACAUCAUGGGCAUUACUACACCAGGCAUAGUCUUGACUCCCAGUGGCUCUUGCUCCAACCCUCCCCAGGAAUACCAGGAAGGGGAGGCAGGCUUUGCAAUAAUGUUCCCCAGCAUGGAUGGUGUCCACAUCAAGCCCUUUCAUUUUUGCAAGAAGUCCAUCUCCCCAACAGCACUGAAAGAAGCAGGACUUGUUGACAACCCAGAGCUGCGUGUGGUACUAUUGUUUGUCUAUGAGGCAUAUAAAUCUGGGCCUUUCCUCAACCAGAUACUGGAGCCUCUGGCCAAGAGCAAAGCUCUCAUCGCUGGAGGACUGGUAGAAAGUGUCUUUUCUCCUGCCAGACACUGCUGUAGCCAAGGUGCAUAUGGUGUGGUGGGCCUGGCCCUGAGUGGCCCUAAGGUGCAGGGGGCAUCUGUGCUCUUGGAACAAGACGUAAGCAACUCAAAGACGGCUGAAGCCACGAUCCGGAGGCUGAAGGCAGCCAAAAUUCCUGAGAGGAACACCUUAGGGUUCAUGUUCGCAUGUGUGGGGAGAGGCCAGCAUUACUACAACAACCAGACCAACGUGGAGGCUGACGCCUUCCGCAAGGUGUUCCCCAACACCCCGCUCUUUGGCCUGUUUGGCAACGGUGAAAUCGGCUGCGACCGAAUUGUUAAAGAUGACUACACGCUGUGCGACUCUGACAUUGACGGUCUGCAGCAUGAGUACACGACAGUCAUGACCUUGGUCCACCUAGGUUGACUGACCCACAAUGACAAUGGCAGGAACAAAGAAGACCCAUCAUGAUCUUUUUUGGAACAGCAGUCGGGAACUACAGAUAUUCUGUGCAGCGUGUUACUCGAAUCACAACUCAGAAUAUUGCUGUCACCAUUUCUGCUCCUAAAGCAGGAAAAUGAUCCCUUCAGCCAUUAAUAUAAUGGCAAGAUUAGGGAAAUUAUAUCUGUUGGAGCCUGUGUGUAAACACAGAUUUAUAUUAAAACUAGUGCGUCUCACAAAGUAAAGAUAGGACAAUACUGAUCAUCUCUUUUAACAUUCAAUUGUGAUAUAGCGCUCUUAAAAAAAUAUGUGUAAAAUAUGUGUAUAUAUUUUCCCCCAAUUUCUGCACACAUUCAAGGCAUAUCUUACCCCCUGACAUCAACCUUUUGGUCUGUUUGCUUUGCAGAUAAGUAAAUUAUUCACACUUGUGUCCCAAGCUAUUGUUAAAGUUGUUGAUUCAGCAAAGGCACUUUUUAUUCAUGUAAGUAAGAGGAGUGAGGUCCUUUUUCCACAGAAUCAAGACGAUCUUGAUUUAAAUGAUGAAUGGUAAUAUAAUGGUAAUAUAAGUUUGACACUUUUGUCUUACCAUUGUAAAAAAUAAACCUUGUUAGCCUGCAAAUUAAUAGCAUUAGGCAACAUGUCUAUCUACCUUAUUUUAGUUGGACACAGGGAAGCCAGUCAAAAUUUUGGAGUGCCUCUUUUUAUUCACAUGAUUUAUCUACUACUACCUACUAACUGUUAAAUGGUUGGGCUUAAUGGUCACUUCAUCUCUGUAGCUUCUGCAGCUUAAAAAGAAAAAAAAACAUUCAUUCUAAAAACUAGAACCUCUGUUUCAUCCACCUUACUCAGCUUUUCUACAAUUGACUGAAUUUAGGAGACAGUUGUUAGUAUUUGGAAACUGAAGAUGAACCGUCCAAGAUCUGAACAUUUUGAUUUGAUAUUAAAGAAUAAGUUCUUGGUAUUCUUUCCUGAAUAAAUAGGAAAAGUUUUAUUUGAAAUCUUGAUAGUAUUGUCUGAGACUAACUACGUAGUUGCACACAUGUAAAAGCUGUCAAAAUCUAACAGAUGCCUUUUGUGAAUCUGUGUCUGACCAAAUCCAUUGAAUGCUACAGUUCAUAUCUAGAUGAUUUUCUAGAUGGCCCUGUCAUUCAUUUACAUUUGUUUUUUUCCUCACUAUCAAGAAUAUCCUGAUAUGAUAACGGUAACAUUUCCAGUGUAUGUAUGUUUAUUGGUCAUGUAGUUGCAGUUAUGUUGAAAAUAGCUGAUGUAAUUUCAGCUUUUCCAUAAAAGGUAGUUGCAAGGCUGUUUUCUUUUCUUGAGAGCUCUAAUAUUUUUCUUUCUAAGGAAUUAAUUAGACGUUAUUUGCCAAGAGUAUCUUCCUCCUUUGUAUCGUAAUCAUAUUACACACAUCUCCCUUUAUAGUUACUGAAGAGGAAAUGUAGGCUACCUGUAUUUUAAGUUAGUGUUGUUAAUGGCUCAUUGAGCAAAAUUGUUUUGGUGUUAAUGCACUUUUCUACAGGAUGUGCCAAAUCAUAUCUACUUUGCUCCUUUUCAUCAAUAAAUCAAA